AUGAAUGCAAUGGAAAGCAUUAGUGAUGAUGUAAAUAAAAAAACCGUAGAUAAUACAAAAGCAGCAAAAUCCCCAAAUCCUGAAAACACCACGCACAAAAAGGAGCUAACACAGCCCGAAACCAACGCAGAUGGCCCAGAGGAGGGACAAAGCUCCACGGUACACGAAACAACUAUUAAUAAAGAUCCGGACGAGGAAGAUGAAGCGAAACUGCAGGAAAAACUCCAAACUCUCAAGGGUGAUCGAAUUGGUGAAACAAUGUACUCGGAACGCUUCGUCCUGUCGACCAUCCUGAAGCUUUCGAAACAAGGAAACCGGUUGCUGGAGGAGGACGAAGAAUUCGAACAUGAUCUUUGCAACCUGUGGGACAUGACGAUUGAACCGGACGUGGUACGAUUUCUGCUGGAGCAGGAUGUAAUCGAGCUGUUUCUUGCUUUAGCUGCCGAUUCCGAGGACUAUCGUCUAAUAGAGAUCCUGUUUGGCAUCAUCGGUAACAUGUGCUGUGUGGAAGAGAUGCACGACCUGUUCUAUCGGCAGAGCAAUCUGCUGGUGGCAUUGUGUGACUUCCUUUCCAUCACUGAUGCACCGGUUUUGGUUCAACUGAUGCGCACACUGACGACCCUUUUCGAUCGAUCGGAUGAUGAACGAUAUCAUUGGUUUGCUGUGAUCAAGAGGGUUGACAAUCUGACGGAGAAAUUAGCACUCCUCCUUGCCACCAGCACUAACAGAGCACUUUUAGAGCACACGACCGAGACAGUAAAUGCAAUGAUCAAUCGAUUUACCGAGGCAGAAGUAGAUUAUGCGCAGCUAAACGAGUUCUAUCGCCUGUUUGCAAAGAGCUGCCUGCUCGAAGGCCUUUUUGAGGCGUUUAAACAACUGUAUCCAUUCCCGGCGCGCGACGCAGAAAGCGAUGGUUUCGACGAGGAAACACUAACACAAAAGGACAUCAAAACGAUGCGUCGGUUUCUGGAGAUCCAUGAGCACUUCAUCGUGAACGCGAACGAGCUGUACGAGGCGUACGUGAGCGAGGUCGACCAAUGCGUUCAUCGAGUGCUUGCAUCGUUUGUUAACGAAAGCAUACUGUUUCCGGUGUCUAAAAACCAUGUGUGCAUCUUCGUAUCGAUCAGCAACAUUUACAGCGGUAUUCUGUAUCAUUUCCGAGCGGAAUCAUUUGUGUAUAUGGUAAAAAUUUAUGAUCAAUUAGCAGAAGCUCUGAAAAAUCCACCCCCGGAAGCGCCCUCGAGGGCAACCGAGGACGGUACGGCCAUGGAGGAAGGUGACGCAGCAGACGACGGCGGAGAGUUUGAUGUGGAGACAGCCUGUGCGGAGGUGAGAGAAGCCAUUUUUUUCCUCGUUGGACCGAUCGAUCAACAAAUAAUCAGGGCGGCCAUUCAAAUGGGACGGCUGAAGGAGUCCACCUUUGAGCAGAUGUGUCGCGAGUUGCGAGAAACGAUGGAUGGGGAACCGUUGCUGUAUCAGACCUGUGCCAAGCUGAUGAAUGCCAUGAAGCCGAACGGUGAAGAAAUCGAUGUCCCAAUGGCUAACCAUGUAGCAGAGUAG
Anopheles marshallii is the source of this 1560-nucleotide messenger RNA. RefSeq lists its product as uncharacterized. Bases 1 to 1560 code for a protein of 519 amino acids. The record is from RefSeq and is a predicted model, not a curated record. NCBI's taxonomy places the organism in Eukaryota, Metazoa, Arthropoda, Insecta, Diptera, Culicidae. The transcript has a single exon.